AUGAAGCUGCAAAGCAGUCGCGUCAUCAAGGACGUGCAUGACGUGUGCGACAGAAACAGGGAAAGUUUGGCCAUGGUUCUUUCAAAUAUGUGCGCAUUUGGCGACCCAGAAGCGAAGGCCAUCGUCAAAGACAUUGUCGAAGAGGUGGCUGUAAAAAGGGGAGUAAAGAGGAGUGUGGAAGACCUAGUUGGCGAUGAUACCAUGUCAAAGUACAUGGCGUGCCUGAGAGUUCCGGAUUGGAAGCUUGUCCUUUUCCAGGCGAUGGCAAGAGUUUCUGCGAAAACGUGGCAAUCCGUGAUUAACAUCACAGGGCUCGGAAGGACGGGGGUAAGAUGUUUAGCUACGUUAGUCUUGCUUCAAAAAAAUAAACUAUUCCACCGCAAGCCCCAGUCUUUCAAGCGUCUUAUUGCUCUUGUUUUAUGCAGUUUUAUUCCCUAAACCAAGCCUAGUAUGAAUGUUUAUCGAAAGUGCUGGCAAAUUAGGUUUUUAAAAGUUAGGAUUUUUCCUGCUUAACAAGAGUCGGUGAACUGUAACGAGGAUUACUUAUUUGCAUAAGCGCAUGGCAGUCCUUCAACUGAAGUUAUUAGUAGUGCCAAUGAGUAUCAAGUUUUCCUGGCUAGAAUGUAAUGAUAAUUCUCUUAAGCUACACCUUUUUGGGUAUAAUAUAUGUGAGCCCAUCGUGGGCAGUCUUGUGAUUAUACUUUGUUUUCCAGAGCAAUUUGAGCCUUUGAGCCAGUGGUAAGCUCUUUUUCAGCUGGCGAAAUAAGCUGGCAGCCUGCUCUUAGGGACAAACCCUGGACCAUUAACAUAUAAGGUCAUCGCCCUACCUAUUAAUGUGCCAUGACAUUAUCUCUAAAGUUUUUUCCCAUGAAAUUCUGCGGAUAGACACUGUUUGAACUGGUAGAGCUGUAUUUACCAAGAAUUCAAAAAAAUAUUUGAGGAAAAUAAGCAGUGUCUUAAUGGUCAUUUCGUCAUGUUCAAACUGAUAAAAGUGUCUCAUAAAAUGAUUGUGAAGUCCCUUGCUGACGGUAGCAAAUGUUAUUGUUACAGGUCAAAAUUAUGUUCAAGGGAAGAAAACUACAGAGGUUGAUUCUCUUUUCCCUUUGUUUCCUGGUGCUAGAAGGAGACGAAGCAAACAAAGAAUCAACCUAUAUUAAAAAGUUUUGUCUUUGCGUUCUAUCACUUGCUUUCUGUUAUUUUCUUAGAAAUCCUCUCACGCGCCUCUUCUCUUCAACUUGAACCAAAUCACGGCAGCUAAGAAGAUGGUUUUUUGAGUUUGUAAAGAAUAUAUGGGGGUUAAGAAGGUGGCUCCUCCUAUACAAGGUUUCUCUGUAAAUUUGAGUUCUGUUGUGGAGCUGAUUGUA
This is a messenger RNA of Porites lobata, 1364 nucleotides long. NCBI's taxonomy places the organism in Eukaryota, Metazoa, Cnidaria, Anthozoa, Scleractinia, Poritidae. The record is from the annotation of a GenBank genome assembly.